CCCCUGUUUUAGGUCAAUCAAAUAGCUGUUUCACGAUUGGCUGAAUUAAAGGCUAAGUAAACUGUGGUUAUUGUUUUUGCAUGGACACUUGAGAAAUAAAGUAACAAAGGAAAUAUUGUGUUUUUCGUCGUUUUAAGUGUUUUGGCCUGCACUAAAGGCAUGUUGCCUUCAAGUACCUUCUAAAUGCAACAUACGCCAGCUAAUUUGUCACUAUUGAAGGGGGCCUCUUCCGGUCACGCGGACCCAUCAUGUAUCGUGCCAAACCAACCCUGAAGGACCGACAGCACCUGUACAGGCUUAUCAUAAGCCAGCUGCUCUACGACGGAUACACCAACAUCGCCAACACUCUCAUCACUGAGGUCAAACCACAGAAUGUAGUGUCGCCCUCUGAACAGCUCAUGCAGCUGGCAAAGAUAGGGAUGGAGAACGAUGACAGUGCAGUUCAGUACGCCAUCGGGCGCUCAGACACAGUGGCGCCAGGUGUGGGCAUUGAUCUGGAGUUUGAUGCCGAUGUGCAGACCAUGUCCCCUGAGGCGUCGGAGUACGAGACCUGCUACGUGACGUCCCAUAAGGGCCCGUGCCGCGUCGCCUCAUACAGCCGCGAUGGCCAGCUGAUUGCCACUGGCUCUGCGGACGCUUCCAUCAAGAUCCUGGACACGGAACGGAUGCUGGCCAAGAGCGCCAUGCCUAUUGAGGUGAUGAUGAAUGAGACGGCGCAGCAAAACAUGGAAAAUCACCCCGUGAUUCGGACACUGUAUGACCACGUAGACGAGGUCACCUGCCUCGCCUUCCAUCCCACUGAACAGAUUCUAGCCUCUGGCUCAAGAGAUUACACCCUCAAGCUGUUUGACUACUCCAAGCCCUCUGCAAAAAGAGCAUUUAAAUAUAUACAGGAAGCCGAAAUGCUGCGUUCAAUCUCCUUCCAUCCAUCGGGCGACUUCCUGCUGGUGGGAACGCAGCACCCCACCCUCCGCCUUUAUGACGUCAACACCUUCCAGUGCUUUGUGUCCUGCAACCCGCUGGACCAGCACACGGACACCAUCAGCGGCGUGGGCUACAACCCCAGCGCCAACAGCUACGUCAGCUGCAGCAAGGACGGCAGCAUCAAGCUGUGGGACGGCGUCUCCAACCGCUGCGUGACCACCUUCGAGAAGGCCCACGACGGAGCCGAGGUGUGCUCCGCCAUCUUCUCCAAGAACUCCAAGUACAUCCUGUCCAGCGGCAAAGACUCCGUGGUCAAACUGUGGGAGAUCUCCACUGGCCGGACCCUGGUCAAGUACACAGGGGCGGGGCUGAGCGGCCGUCAGAUGCAUCGCACUCAGGGCGUGUUCAACCACACGGAGGACUACGUGCUGCUGCCGGACGAGCGCACCAUCAGCCUGUGCUGCUGGGACUCACGCACGGCUGAGAGGAAAAACCUGCUGUCUCUGGGACACAACAACAUCGUCCGCUGCAUCGUCCACUCGCCCACCAACCCCGGUUUCAUGACCUGCAGCGACGACUUCAGGGCCCGCUUCUGGUACCGCCGCACCACCACAGACUGAGGCGUGUCCCGCCUCCACGCUCCUACACCUCCUAUCCCCUCUCACUUCAUCUACACUUGUCUUAGAAGUAAUGGGGAUGCUGGAC
Anoplopoma fimbria (sablefish) is the source of this 1629-nucleotide messenger RNA. RefSeq names its product cleavage stimulation factor, 3' pre-RNA, subunit 1 (gene cstf1). Gene Ontology annotation, cellular component: mRNA cleavage stimulating factor complex. The coding region runs from base 249 to 1544 and encodes 431 amino acids. Gene Ontology annotation, molecular function: RNA binding; protein binding. Lineage: Eukaryota; Metazoa; Chordata; Actinopteri; Perciformes; Anoplopomatidae. The record is from RefSeq and is a predicted model, not a curated record. Gene Ontology annotation, biological process: mRNA 3'-end processing. The transcript is spliced from 6 exons.